CGGCGAGGGGAGGAGUCGCUGCCUCCGGCGCCCCCGCCGCCGCGAUGAACCUCAGCCGCCUGUGCCGCCUGCUGAAGCCCGCGCUGCUGUGCGGAGCCCUGGCCGCGCCCGGCCUGGCCGGCACCAUGUGUGCCUCCCGAGACGACUGGCGCUGUGCUCAGUCCAUGCACGAGUUCUCAGCCAAGGACAUCGAUGGACACAUGGUUAACCUGGACAAGUACCGGGGCUUCGUGUGCAUAGUCACCAACGUGGCCUCGCAAUGAGGCAAAACGGAGGUAAACUAUACUCAGCUUGUCGACCUGCACGCCAGAUACGCUGAGUGUGGUUUACGGAUCCUGGCCUUCCCUUGCAACCAGUUCGGGAGGCAGGAACCAGGGAGUAACGCGGAGGUCAAGGAGUUCGCUGCUGGCUAUAAUGUCAAGUUCGAUAUGUUCAGCAAGAUCUGUGUGAACGGGGAUGAUGCCCACCCGCUGUGGAAGUGGAUGAAAGUCCAGCCCAAGGGGAGGGGCAUCUUGGGAAAUGCCAUCAAAUGGAACUUCACCAAGUUCCUCAUUGACAAGAGCUGCGUGGUGAAGCGGUACGGUCCCAUGGAAGAGCCCCUGGUGAUCGAGAAGGACUUGCUCUGCUACCUCUAGCUCCACAAGGAUGCGCCGCCCCUGCCCCUCGGAGCCUUCUACCCGGCACCCAUGACGGUCUGCCUGAAAACCAGCCUGCUGGUGGGGCAGACCCGAGAACCCGGCGUGCACCCUCUGCCGGAGGAAGGUUCCUCGGCCCGGCUCGUGGCUCGGCGCCCCCCACUCCCCACCCCCGGUUAUCUUGUGGGAAUAAAACGUACAAAUUGG
Molecule: messenger RNA, 842 nt
Organism: Prionailurus viverrinus (fishing cat)
Lineage: Eukaryota; Metazoa; Chordata; Mammalia; Carnivora; Felidae
Gene: GPX4
Product: glutathione peroxidase 4
Biological process (GO): response to oxidative stress
Molecular function (GO): glutathione peroxidase activity
Source: RefSeq, a predicted model, not a curated record